CCCCACCCCCCCAGAAGACAGGAUUUCACUUCCUUACCUCAUUUCCUCCUCCUGCCUCUUUAUGUAAACCCCCCUGCUCCGUAAUGUUUGUUUCUUCAUUUUGAUUGUAUAAGAGAGAUCAAGUAGUAUAGAGGAUGACAGUCAGCUACAAGUAUUGGGAUGAUUGUGUUGACCCUCAGGACAUGGAGGAAAUGUGGGAGGAUGGUGAAGUCAGCACUGAAUGGCUAGAUGCUGGGGAAGAGAGAGAACAGAAAGUUCAUCUCUCUAGGGAUCCUGAUGGAGAGCCUUUUUUGACUCAGACUGAACUGAAGGCUGUUGUCAAUAUUACUGUUCGAAGACAUUUUGAUUCAGAGAUUGAUCCGGAUAUGAUUUGUGCUAUUUGUGAACUUGAAAGUGACAGACUGCUUCUUUCUAUGCGCAUUGAAAAAAAGUCUAAGGACACCACUCAAGGUCUCAUGCAAAUUUCAACAAAAACUGCUACUUGGCUCUUUGGUGAGAUGGGUUACAGAGCAUAUGACGUACAGACAGAUCCAGACCUUCUCUAUAGGCCCUUCGUAAGUAUAUAUUUUGGAGCUGCUUACCUGAAAUGGUUAUCGACCUAUGACGGAAUAGAAAGGGGCGAAGAAUAUAUCGUCAGGGCAUAUAAAGGUGGAACAAAAAAGGCUACUCACAAAUCCACAUUGUCAUACUGGAAAAGAUAUGUUGCAGUCAAAGAAACUCUUCUGUCAAGAAAGUUCUUGGAUGAUGGUCCUUGGCGGAGUAAUGUUUCUUCUACUGCUCCUGCUAAUAAACCUCCUUCAGGUACUGAUUAUUGGGAUGCUAGAGCUUCACCAGAAGACAUGGAAGAGAUGUGGAAUAAUCCUGAGGUUGCCAAAGAGUGGACAAAAUCAGGAGAAAAACGGGGAAGAGUGCGCUUUUCUCAUGAUGCAAAAAAGACACCCUAUCUUUCUCGAAUAGAAUUGAAGGCAGUAGCAGAAAUCAUUCUUUCCAAGUAUUUCAGUGCUAAGGGUGUUAAACCUACAGUUCUUUGUGCUCUAGCCGAGAUGGUUAGCAUGCGUUUUGUGAAUGGUGUGGGAGCAAAACCUGGCAUUAUGGGAAUAGACUACUCCACAGCUUUCUGGAUUUAUGUGGAGCUGGGCUACAGGGCUUAUAAAGUUGAUUCUAUGGAAGAUCUAAACAAGCCAUUUGUGUCUAUGUACUUUGGUGCAGCCUAUUUGGCUUGGCUAUCAGAAUAUGAAGGAAGGGAAAGAACUCCACAAUUCAUUGUUCAAGCUUUUCUUGCCGGGCCAAAGAAUGUUAAUCUUCAAGAAACUGGUCCUUCUUGGCUUAAGUUUGAGCAAACCUUAGCAAGCUUUGAAGGCACAAAAAGAUCACAAGGGAGCUGCACCAUCUUGUAAGCUCAGGAAGUAACAAUCUGCAGUUUUUUUUCAGCAUGGAUUUUUGGUCACAGCCUUUAGAGUUUUAUCUGGUCUUUAUGCAUUAUAAAAGGCUAUGGAUUUUUGCUUCUUUAGAGAGAGUUUUGCAGAGAAAUCUCAAUUCUGAAAUACAUAAUCUAGUUGACAGCAAUUCUGUAUUGUAUUGGCUUGGUUUGCAAUAAGAAGUUUGAUAGAAAGAAAA
This is a messenger RNA of Mangifera indica (mango), 1617 nucleotides long. RefSeq lists its product as uncharacterized. The transcript is spliced from 13 exons. The record is from RefSeq and is a predicted model, not a curated record. The coding region runs from base 135 to 1397 and encodes 420 amino acids. Lineage: Eukaryota; Viridiplantae; Streptophyta; Magnoliopsida; Sapindales; Anacardiaceae.